UUGACACAUGCGCUAGCACUAGAGUAUGGAGCACAAGUCUCUAGAGACUACGUUGGUCACAGGAAACGGCAGAAGAAUUUGAAAUAGCUUCCGAAACCUGGAUCGAUUUGCAUCAGCAUGGCGGACACCAACCAGAUUUUUACAAAAUUUUCAAAGUAAAUAGGUAAGCGCAUUUAUUGAAUCAUAGUGUGGCCCGAAAUCGUUCAAGGUGAAAACGUGAAACUUUCCAAUGGCAGUUGAAAUGACAAGGUUGGUGUUUUCUCUCUUACUUUGUUUAUUAUGGAAUGCAUUCGCUGCUCAAGCUAGCUGGAGCUUUCAACUAACAGAUGUCACCUGUUAUGACCCAACUUCCAAAGCACCGUCAGGCAUCACCUGCAACUGUACUGGCGGCGCUGUGAACUGCUCGUACAGGGGACUCACGUCGGUGCCGAGGGAAAGCUUUGAUGCUUCAAUCACCUCAUUAGACCUACACGCCAACGUCAUCUCCGACUUGCCAGAUUCAUCAUUUGUGAGAUUUGUCAAUCUAAGAGUUCUAGACCUGUCUCAGAAUAGCAUUAGCUCACUGAAUGCUCAUUCUUUCGGAGGACUGAGGAGCUUAACAACUCUCAACUUAAACUCCAACAUGUUACAAAUGUUCAAUGCAAACUUUCCACCCAAUGUGUUCCGCCCUUUAAUAACCUUGGAAACGCUCCUGCUCAAUAACAAUUCUUUGAAUGUAAGCGACCCUGCAAUGAACUACCCUGACCAGGUCCUGUCAGUGUUGACAAGUUUAAAAACUCUGUAUCUAGACGGACUGCAAAAUAAAGUGCUAGGUCCCGGGUUUCUAAACCUGACAUCUUUAACUAAUCUCAUCUUGUCGGGUUAUUACGGUCUCUGUCAAAUAAAAUCACUGACAAGUGAGACGUUCGAAAAUGUGCCUUACUUGCACUUCUUAGAUAUAAGCAACUGCUCUUUACAAGAGAAAAAUGUUUCCCAUGAGGCUUUUGUGGUUUUUACAAAUUUGGUCACUUUAAAUAUUUCGGACAACGAGGAUCUUGGUAUUGAGGCGGUUGGAGAAAUAAUGCGCGGGCUGAAAGAGAAAGCAACUCUUAGAGAGCUGUCCAUGCGUCUCGUUGUAAACCAGUAUUCAAUGGGCAUCUGCUUAUCCACGUCGCUUGUGAAAUUCUUCCCUAAACAUCUCCAGAUUCUCGAUGCGCAGGAGAAUAAUUUUAUCGCAUAUAGCUCGAGAAUUAUAGAGACGUUUUUAGAUUUGACCUAUUUAGAUCUGAGCGGAAAUAGAUUUAUCUUUGGCAAAUACUUGAAGAGUUUAAAAGAUCUAACAAACUUAAAGCACUUAAUCUUAAGUGGAAGCAAUUUCGUGUACAACUUACCAUCUGAUUUCCCUCAAAGUAAAAAACUUACACUAGAUUCUGCAAACUUGUGUGACGUAACGGGAAAUGACCUUUAUGACACGUCACCAUUUUCAUUUCCGUUGCCGCCAAAUCUUGAAAAACUGGAAGUGAACAAAGCGGACCUUCAAUACAGAUUGACUCAAUUCACGGUUGGGGCGAAUAAGUUGAAGACUUUGAGCCUAGCCAACAACACAUUCCCGAGUUUGGUUGGACCGAUACAUGGCCUGGAUGAACUUGAAGUCUUAGACCUUUCAUUUAACUAUAUCGAGUUUAUAUCUGACGAGUUCUUUGACACUCUCUCCACCUUGAAGAAGCUAAAUAUCAGCAACAAUCUCUUGGGCUCGUUUCUGAGUGUUCUUGUCUCCCCGAGAAUAUUUUCAGCUUUAAGAAACCUCACAGUGUUAGACUUGUCUGAAAACUUUAUCAUAGAUUUCACGUGUGACCUUUUCAGUAACUUGACCAGCUUAGAAUAUUUCAACAUAAGCAAAAAUGCUUUGAUAAGAUUCGAAGUGGACAUUUCUAGAAUGUCGAAUUUAAUCUUUUUAGACUUUCACCUGACAAGAAUGACAGGUCUUACGUCUGAGUUUCGAGACAGUAUUGACAGACUUCUCUCUAACAAAAGAAACGUUUCUAUCGACAUGAGCAAUGCGCCCAUUAGCUGCAACUGCAAAAAUUAUGAUUUUAUGACCUGGAUGACUUCCUCGAAAGCUUUUAGUCAGGGCUUUAAAAACUAUAUCUGUGUGUACCCAGACCAAACAGGUCACGUGGUGAACGAUGACUUUGAAGAAGACAUGAAUCUCCUCAACCACCAGUGCGCCAGCAACGUCUUGCUUUUUUCCAUGAUCGCCAUUGCAAUGAUUGUGGUCGUUGGUGCAGUAGCUGGGGGAAUCGUAUACAAGUAUCGCUGGAAGCUGCGAUACCUAUACAACGCUGCCUAUCUACAGUUUAAAAGUUCAAGAAGAGGCGAGGACGAUGAAUUCGAUUACGACGCCUUUAUCUCCUACGAUCAGGAAGACGGCGUCUUUGUCACGCAGACACUGGUGCCCGAGCUAGAGAAACGAGAGAUCCAUCUCUGCAUCCACGCCAGUGAAUUCACGGCUGGUGAGUACAUAAGCUCGAACAUUGUGAAGGCUGUCAACAGAAGCAGGAAGACGGUCGUGGUUCUCACCCAGAAUAUGCUGAGCAGCUACUGGUGCAACUUCGAGAUACAAAUGGCCAACAUGGAGGCCUUGCACACGGGCCGCCGCGUCCUGGUCUUCCUACUGGUGGACAAUAUCCCCACCAAGGAUCUCGGGCUGGAGUUACUCUACUACAUUCGUAGCAAUACUUACAUCCCCUUUCCGGAAGACUUCAGAGACACGAACGGCAUGAGCUGGUUGUGGGAUAAAGUGGCUAACGACAUUCGCAAUGACUGAAUAAAUGCAUUCUAAAUAAUUCAUACCUACAUAUAAAUCAGGGAGAACUGAAACGAGUUAACACACUACUUCAUAAUACUAAUUGUAAGGUUAUGAAAUGAUGUCACGACAUUGGAUAAGUCUAAAAGUCACUGUAAAAUUUAACGGUGUUUUUUUACAUGAACAGCAAAGUGUUACAUAACAGUACUUAACAGUACAUAACAGUACUUAACAGUACUUAACAAUACAUAACAGUACUUAAUGGUUAAUUUCCUCAGAAAUACUUCACAAAGUAAGGUCAUGGCCGCAAAUUUCACAACGUAAUAAUUGUUAAACAAGUAGCUUAAAAAAAAGUUUUUCUUGUUUUGUUUUGUUUUUUAAGAAAAUACCUCCUUUGUAAAGCUGCUGACUUUUUGAAAGAGCGAUUACUUUGUUCUUGAUAUGAAAUAACUCAUAUGUUAACAAAACAUAUCGUGUCAAAACCAAAUAAAAACUACUUGACAAACUAAUGCAAAUAAUCAAAGGACAUAAUCUAAUGUAUCAUACCACGCAAUCCAGAAUAAAUUAUCAUGUGAAAAAAAAAACAAAUUACAAGAUCUUGUAAUGACAUUAAAAAAAUUUACCCCGCACCAAUUUACCUCCCCCACCCCCCAUCAAAAAAAAAUCCUGGUUACGCCCAUGCAUAGAUAUACUUAGAGUAUAGAAAAUUGUUGUUUUGGUGGUAUAGAUCCAGACUUUUAAAAAAAUACAUUUCAAGACAGUAGUCAGUAGUCUACACUAGAAUACUGGAUUUAGAGAUACAGCUAUUUAAAUGUGUAUUAAUGAAUUGUAGUAGUAUUAUAAACCCUAUGUAUGUUGUCACAAAUGUAUUUCAUCAGCCCAGCUAAGGAAUUCAACAUAAGAUGGUGCGCAAAGUGUUCCUAAACUUUUUUUUUUU
Biomphalaria glabrata is the source of this 3722-nucleotide messenger RNA. Its product is annotated as toll-like receptor 4. Gene Ontology annotation, molecular function: protein binding; transmembrane signaling receptor activity. Gene Ontology annotation, biological process: inflammatory response; immune response; toll-like receptor signaling pathway. The record is from RefSeq and is a predicted model, not a curated record. Gene Ontology annotation, cellular component: membrane. The transcript has 2 exons. NCBI's taxonomy places the organism in Eukaryota, Metazoa, Mollusca, Gastropoda, Planorbidae. Bases 230 to 2806 code for a protein of 858 amino acids.